AUGUCUACAAAAGAUUCCUGGAGAAGGUAUUUGGAGAUUUGGUGGAAUGGAAUCAAAAGUUUACCGGAGACGACCUCCAUACAUGGUUUUAGAUUUAUUGCUGAUACUCAAAGACAUUGGAUGGAAAGGCUUUUUUGGUUGGUAGUGGUAGCUCUUUCCUGGUACGGUUCGUCCCUGUUGAUCGCAGCACAAUACGACGCCUUUCAGAACAAUCCCAUAUCGUUCGUUGUGGAGACAACCUACAAGGAUUGGAACACGGAAUUCCCCACCGUGGUUGUUUGCGAAAAUGACAAUUCAAACCGUGUGGAAGCGAUCUCGGAUGGUUUAUGGGGAGAAGACCACGAUUUCAACAUGGAAGAAGUGUUAAAAGAACUAGCUUUUUUUAAAGGAAUCACUUACUACACGUCCGAGUUUUGUAACUUAGUGGACCCACUGCCUGAUUGUAUGCAAACGAAUUUAACUUAUUACGCCAACUUGGUGAGAAGUACCUGUCAGGAGACACUAGCAAACUGCUCGUGGAAUGGCAUCCCAUUUGAGUGCUGCAAGUACUUCAGGCCUAUGGAUACUGAGCUCGGAACGUGUUUCGCUAUUAACACAUUGCAAGGAAGAGAGAAGAAUGCUCCCAAACUGGACAUGGUGAGUAAUCGUACUACGGGACCAGGUGCAAUCAAAUUCGAUGUGAUGGUGACUGCAAACAUUUACAUUCUGAAUGAGGAAGAAGUGCCCACACUCACUACCAUAGGGUCGGAUGUUUUAACAGUGGGACCAGAAAUAUUUCACAAGCGUUACAUAACUAUACGAAACAUAGAAAAUGAUGCGGGGGCACGAUUGAUAUCUCCUGAAAAACGAAAAUGUCGCUAUACUGAUGAAAAUUUCUUGCAAGUUUAUCACCACUAUUCGUACACGGCCUGUACUGUACAAUGUCGAAAGGAUGCACAGUUGGAACUUUGUAAUUGUACCAAUUAUUUCAUGCCAAACGUUCCAGAGCACCUCAGGUGUAAUGUCAGUGGCAUUAUCUGCUUGAAUUCCCACGUCCAUGAACUUUCAGUCCUUAAAGCCAGUUGGUCGUCUCGCGCCGGUUUGUCCUGCAACUGUCUGCCGUCAUGUACGGAAGCAGAGAUCACGAUCACGAAGGACUUCAAGUUAAUAACGCCUGAUGGUUACGCGAGCGUUCAGAUAGAACUUGCAGUACUGCCCAGUGAACGCUACAGGAGGAAUGUUGUACGCGGCGUACUGGAUUUAGUAGUGUCUACCGGUGGGACCGGUGGAUUAUUUCUCGGUGCCAGCAUCCUCAGCUUUGUAGAACUAUUCUACAUAUUGUUAAUUCGUCCAUUUUGUGACAUAUACAGUCAGCGGGAUGAUGACCCGUGGCAUAGAAGAUUUGGUUUGCGUAGCCUCCAAGACAAUAAGUUUAUACCGAAUUGGGGCUGGACGUACGAUCGCAAGGUUGAUGACAAAGAUAACGCGAAGGUAGAAUACAGCAAUCGUUAA
Molecule: messenger RNA, 1491 nt
Organism: Helicoverpa armigera (cotton bollworm)
Lineage: Eukaryota; Metazoa; Arthropoda; Insecta; Lepidoptera; Noctuidae
Product: sodium channel protein Nach
Exons: 8
Coding region: 1-1491 (496 amino acids)
Biological process (GO): sodium ion transmembrane transport
Cellular component (GO): plasma membrane
Molecular function (GO): ligand-gated sodium channel activity
Source: RefSeq, a predicted model, not a curated record